AUGUCCGUCCGCGGCGGCAACGCCCUGACGCCUUUUUCCAUCCAAGCCAUCCUCAACAAGAAGGAGGAGUGCGCCCGCCACGCGGCGGGGCGGCCGCCGCUCCCGGGGGCGGCCGGCGGCUGGCGGCUGUGCGGCGGCGCCGAGGACCCGCCGCUGCCCGCGCCCGCCGCCCGCGCCCCGGCCCCGCGGACGCCGGCGGGCUGGGACUCGGACUCCGCGCUCAGCGAGGACCCCGAGGGCGAGCGGCGCUCCGAGGAGGAGGGCGCCGGUGGCAGCGCCCGCCCCGCAGAAGCCACGGGUGGGGGGCGGCCGGCGGAGGAGGAGGCGCAGCCCCCGGAGGCGGCGGAGCGGGACACCACCGGCCUCAGCGACAGCGAGAUGUCGGCCGCCGUCUCAGAUCGCAGCCCUCCGGAGGAAGAGGACGGAGCGGGCAAGUGCGGGAAUCUGCUGCCGAGGGAGGAGGAGGCGGCGGCGGCUCCGAAGCCGCGGAAGAAGCGCUCCCGCGCAGCCUUUUCCCACGCGCAGGUCUUCGAGCUGGAGCGGCGCUUCAACCACCAGCGCUACUUGUCGGGGCCCGAGCGAGCCGACCUGGCCGCCUCGCUGAAGCUCACCGAGACGCAGGUGAAGAUCUGGUUUCAGAACCGGCGCUACAAGACCAAGCGGCGGCAGAUGGCCGCCGACCUCCUGGCCGCCGCCCCCGCCGCCAAGAAGGUGGCCGUCAAGGUGCUGGUGCGCGACGACCAGAGACAGUACCACCCUGGCGAGGUGCUGCGGCCGCCCUCGCUGCUCUCCCUGCAGCCAUCCUACUACUACCCCUACUACUGCCUUCCCGGGUGGGCUCUGUCCACCUGCGCCGCAGCUGCCGGCACGCAGUGA
Messenger RNA from Melospiza georgiana, 876 nucleotides. RefSeq names its product NK3 homeobox 2 (gene NKX3-2). Gene Ontology annotation, biological process: regulation of transcription by RNA polymerase II; cell differentiation. Bases 1 to 876 code for a protein of 291 amino acids. The transcript is spliced from 2 exons. Gene Ontology annotation, cellular component: nucleus. NCBI's taxonomy places the organism in Eukaryota, Metazoa, Chordata, Aves, Passeriformes, Passerellidae. The record is from RefSeq and is a predicted model, not a curated record. Gene Ontology annotation, molecular function: RNA polymerase II cis-regulatory region sequence-specific DNA binding; DNA-binding transcription factor activity, RNA polymerase II-specific.